AUGCUUUUCCCAGUGGCCGCAAGGCCAGUGCUAGUGCCGGCGGCCGGCGAGCUGGUAGCGGCCGAGCUGCCAGGCAGCUCCUGCGCCGCCAGCUGCGAGGACCACGGCCUGCGGUGCCUCGCGGAGGAUUUGGCGUUCAUCAACAACUGCGAUGCCCUCUCCGGUGCGAUGGGCUGCAGGCGCUGCGAGCCUGGGGAAGGCUCAGAGCAGCCAGCACAGGAGGUGUUGGGCGUGAAGGCGGGCAGGUGCCUCUACAACACCAACUUCCGCCGCUUUCCGGGAUCCUGUUCAGCAGCCCACGAGGGCACCCGGCGGCUUUGCGUUUGCAGGGAGCCGUUGCAGCUGGCCGCCGCCAUGGCGCUGAAGGUUACAACCACCCUGACGACCACCAUUGUGACCUCGCUUCCGGAGUUGGAGGCCCCAGCUGAACUGGCCAGCUUCCACCCAGAGCAGCUGGCAGUGCUGGUGAUUGCCACUGGGCAGCGACCACGCUAUCUUGAGCAGUGCCUGGACUCGCUGGUGCAGGCGUACGGCUUCAACCCCCGCAUGGUCUUCGUGUCACAG
Effrenium voratum is the source of this 564-nucleotide messenger RNA. The record is from the annotation of a GenBank genome assembly. NCBI's taxonomy places the organism in Eukaryota, Dinophyceae, Suessiales, Symbiodiniaceae.